This is a messenger RNA of Pseudophryne corroboree (corroboree frog), 2665 nucleotides long. RefSeq names its product complement C1q like 1 (gene C1QL1). The coding region runs from base 684 to 1472 and encodes 262 amino acids. The transcript is spliced from 2 exons. Gene Ontology annotation, molecular function: protein binding. The record is from RefSeq and is a predicted model, not a curated record. Lineage: Eukaryota; Metazoa; Chordata; Amphibia; Anura; Myobatrachidae.
AUUCCCUGCUGCCUUUCUGCCUUGCCUCAGCAGCUUUCACCCUUUCUCAUAAUCUUCUCCUUUUCAGCUCUCUUCUGAGUCUCUUCCGACACUGCUACUGUUUCUCGCUUUCCUUCAUACUUUAAUCCUCUUCUCUUUAAGUAGUCACACUUACCUGCUACCCCCUCCUCCUCUGUCCUACCACCUUUCUUAUCUUUCGCAUACAAUUCUCUUUGACUCUAUUCUUAAUCUUUGCUUUCUCCACUGUUCUGUCAUAUAUUAUUAAUUCACUUUUUGUGUCACACAUUUCUCAUCGCUCACAUUUUUCCCAUUUGUUCAGAAAUCCAUUUUCUUUCUCUUUAUUAGUUUUAUUUUUAUUAUUAUUAUUUGCAUAUUUCCUGCCAGGAAGUUCUUCAAGUUAUCACCUGUCUUUACUGUUUUCUCACUAUUGUCCUUUCCUCUCUCAUAGUUUUACUCACCCAUCUGCUUUUUUUUUUCUCUUUUAGACUGUUUGUUUUCUGCUAACACGUUACGUGCUGUGUCUUCUUUAAAACCAUCUAUCCCCUUCACUUCUGAAGGGGCCAUUCUCCCUCUGCCCCACUAUUUUCGGCACCAUAGCUCCCCCCAGCCGUGCAACCCCCCGUCCCUUGGCCCCGUUCGGCCUUGGGAGGAAAACAUUGGUGGCCGUGGCGAUUGGUGUGGUGAUGGUCCUAAUAUUGGUAAUCCUAAUUCCAGUGUUGGUCAAUUCCGUGGGCUCUGAUGGCCACUAUGAGAUGUUGGGCACUUGCCGGAUGGUCUGCGACCCCUACCUCAGCAAAACAGGGGCAACCACCACCAGUAGCAGUAUCAGAGCCGGCACUGGAGCUGAGCCUUUGAGUGACCGAGGACAACUAGCUCCAUCAACUUUAGUGCAAGGACCUCAAGGAAAAGCUGGACGUCCUGGUAAACCAGGUCCACCUGGAGAGCCUGGGCUACCAGGUCCACCUGGUCCAGUAGGUCCACCAGGAGAACGAGGAGAGUCGGGUAAACCUGGACCACCAGGUUUGCCAGGAGGAGGGGUGAAUGGUGCCAUCAGCACAGCAACAUACACCACUUUUCCUCGUGUGGCCUUCUAUGCUGGUUUGAAGAACCCCCAUGAAGGUUAUGAGGUCCUCAAAUUUGAUGAUGUAGUGACCAACCUUGGGAACAACUACGAUGCAGCAAGUGGUCGCUUCAGCUGUACAGUGCCUGGCACAUAUUUCUUUACCUACCAUGUCCUGAUGAGAGGUGGAGAUGGCACCAGCAUGUGGGCGGACCUCUGCAAAAAUGGACAGGUCCGUGCCAGCGCCAUUGCUCAAGAUGCAGAUCAAAAUUACGACUAUGCCAGUAACAGUGUUAUCCUUCAUCUGGAUGCGGGCGAUGAAGUCUACAUAAAACUGGACGGUGGUAAAGCUCAUGGGGGCAAUAGCAACAAGUACAGUACCUUCUCUGGCUUCAUCAUAUAUUCAGACUGAGAACCCUUUCUCUGGACUGCCCCCUGCUUUGCCUACCCUGUCAAGGAGCGGGGAGCCCAAGAGAGAAGCAUGGGAUGGCUGCCUAGAACACUCCUGUCUCCUUCAUGGCACAUUGUGCUUGGGAUUGUGUAGCCACCUCCUCAUCUUUUAUCAACAAUCUCUCUUGUGUCCUUGGUACUCAUGUACCUUCUCCCAUGCUUCACUUUGUUGUUGUUCAGUAAAGCCUUACUAAUGUAUUCCUGGCCUAUCAUCGCUCUUCCCUCUAUCCUUCACUGUAUCGCAUUGAUGAAAGUCUCUUUCCCAUAGAAAGUUUGAGCCUAUACGCUCAUAUUGGUCUUUGUAAUUCCACUCAUCUUCUAACCACUACACUUGAUAGGCUCCAUGAAAAGUCACGAAGCAUUACCUCUGUCUUACUAGUAGAUUUAAUUUCCUAAUCCAGACAACAAUUCUGUGCCACAGCAUCAGUAAUUAUUUCAAUGACUUCCAACAGACUCCAAAUACAUUUUACAAGUCUUACUCUUACAUACAUCUAUUAAGUCCGUCUGUUUUUUCCCCACUCAGUCUCGCUAUAUAUCCUUCCUAAAUUCAUUUUGCUAAGCACAUGCAUGUACAUCUUUAUCAUACCCAGGGAUGCUGACAGUUGUGCCAGGCCCAGGUACUGAGAGGGAGCGUGGCCAAUGCAGGGAGGUGUGGCCAGCCCCCACUUUAGGAAAUAUUCAGCAACACACGUCGCACGGUGGGCGCUGGCAUGGAGGCUGAUGGGAGCCGGCAGCAAGGAGACGAGUGGCUGCUUCUACAACUGCCUCUCUCCCUAGCGCAGCACACAGUAAUCACUCUUGUCCCCACUCCAAGUGCAGGCGCUAUCUACAAUGGGGGAGGGGGGGCAGAGGGACCCGGGACCCUCCAACAGGCCCGGGCCCAGGUAAAGAGCAGAGCCGGCCCUAACCAAUAUGAUGCCCUAGGCAAGAUUUUGGCUGGUGCCCCCUAGCACCGCUGCUAGUUCUGCAAGAGAUGCCUGGCAUGAGUCCGCUGGCAGCUCUACUAACUUCGGGCGCAUUUUGUUUAUGAAACUGCAUCUUAUUUACAUUACUAUAUGGCUAGAAUGUACAAGCAGCUUCUACUGAUUAAAAUGAUAUGCGGCAUGCCUAUAUUCUGUGUGCGACUGCGGCCGUAUCUGCAUAUACGAAAUGCUA